Symbiodinium pilosum is the source of this 2925-nucleotide messenger RNA. NCBI's taxonomy places the organism in Eukaryota, Dinophyceae, Suessiales, Symbiodiniaceae. The record is from the annotation of a GenBank genome assembly.
AUGACAGAUGCCGGAGAGACCUCUGGGGGGCACAUACUGCCCAGUCGCACAAAGGUCCCGGCUUGCCUUACCUGCUGCACAGGCGAACAGCUGCAGGAUGUCAGGCUCGAACGAGGUCCGGACGAGGCCUUGGCGGAAAACUUCAAGUCAGAUCAAGGCCUGGCCACGGACCAGCCCAGGCUUGCGUCUGGAUUGGAAGACGAAGCCCAGACCGCGCAGGCCUUGGGACUGCGAAUGGCGCUUGUGGAGGUUCAACAAGUUUGUCCGAUAUUUCAGCAAGAGCCCGACGACGAUUUCCCGGCGCAGGCGGAAGAGCCUGUCUCUGAGGACGAGUGGGUGCCAAGGCCAAGAGCAUCGAUUGUUCAGGCUGCUCCGCGCAAAAACAGAAAUUCAAUCUCCACCAGGUCCUCCCCGCCACCGCGUGGACUCAUUGCGCGAAAGCUUGGGGACCGGUAUGACUCCCGCUUCAUCAACUGCACGCGAAAAGUGGUCACAUCAAGGGCAUGGGAUGUGGCUUCCAUGCUGGUUGUGCUGUGCGCGCUCUUCCUGACAGACAUCUAUGGCGUGGCUCAGGCUCCGGAGAACACGUCAUUGGACAUCUUGCUGACGGGCUGCUUCUGCUUCUUUCUUGCCGAGCUGCUUGCCAACACGCUGACCAUGGAGUCGUAUCUCAACAGCUUUUUCUUCUGGAUGGACAUCAUUGGCACCGCCUCAAUUAUCUUCGACAUAUCGAUAUUUCUGGGCAGGGAUGUCACUCAGAGAGAGAGGUCGACAGGGCAGUCUGUGGGAAGUGACAACGCGGUCUUUGCCCGCGCCUCGAGGGCGGCAAAACAAGCGGCUCGCGCCGGUCGAAUGUCGCGGCUGCUGAAGCUGCUUCGCUUCCUGCCAUUCCUGCAGAACAAGGAGCAAAGUGGACAGCAGGUUGCAAACGCUGUCUCCAACAAGCUGACCGUGAUGCUUGCGACAAGGGUCGCUUUUCUAUCUGUUUGUAUUGUUAUUCUCAUACCUCUUUUCAGCACCUUCAUGUACCCGGAGGCAGAGGAUUCCAUGACUACCUGGGCAACCCUAUUGUCUGGUGAUGUUGGUGCAUAUUUCGCCAGCCCAAGUACUGGUGCUGCGAGCUGGAUCAAUGAGCAGCUGCUGCAGUUCACAAGCUUCUACGUCAACUUGCCAUAUGGUCCCUUCGGGAUUUGUGUUCGAGCCAGCACCUCUGAUGGCUUUGACUGCUCAGCAGGAGGCUCCAUCCCUGACCUUGUCUUCCAGCCCACGUUUUCCGAGCCCCAGCGUCAGUCCUCGGUGUUCGAAGUGCAGUCCAUCUACGUGAUCCUCAUGUUUAAUCUCGGCGAGGUUAAACAGUAUGAGGCUCUUUCAAAUCUCUGCUGUAUGAUCGUUGUGCUUGUGGUGAUGUUUGUCGGCUGUCUGAUGAUGAGUUCAAGCGUCAACUCCGUGGUCCUGAAGCCGCUCCAGAGGGUGGUGAAAGUCUUGCGAGAACAUUGCGCUGAGAUCAUGAAGAUGGCUUUCCAGAUCCGAGAGAAGACUGACAACGACAGCAAGGAGUUUAGUCGCAACGCACCGACAGAAGCGGAUGCAGAGGAAAGUGAGUUGGACCUCCUGCAGAAGGUUCUGACGAAGAUUGUCAACAUCUGCGAGGUUGUCAUUCCGACUCGAAGACGGGCAUCCAACCAGGAAGAGUUCGUUUUCUUGGUUGACUACGGUGCAGAAAGUCGUGCCGCUGGCCAUGUCGCUGCACCCAUUAUGCGCCUUGAGGUCGCCGACCAGGUCGAAGACACAUCGGCUGGGGUCAAUGAAGACAUGAAGCAAAUGUUGGACAACAGAUUACUGAAUGUCUUCCAGGUGCCGCCAGAGCAGCAGCGGAGAUUGGCCUUUCACCUCAUGGCCAACACACGCAGCUGCCGAAGAUGGGUGAGGAGGCAAGCCUUGUCAGAGAAGCUAAUCAACUUCAUUGCUGCAAUACAGAGCAGGUAUUUGAGCAAUCCAUUUCACAACUUCUCGCAUGGGCUUGAUGUCCUCUCUGAAGCUCGGUUGUACCUACACAGCAUCAAGUCCUACACGCUCCUGUCAGAGGUCACAGUUUUCUGGUUUUUGAUUGCAGCCUUGGGCCACGACGUCGGCCACCUGGGCGUCAACAAUCAGUUCCUUGUGGAAACCUCGCAUGCGUUGGCGUUAAGGUAUAACGAUAAGUCAGUCCUGGAGAACCUGCACUGCAAGCUGCUUUUCGAGGUCCUCAGCGAUGCCAAGACGAACGUGCUGGAGGUCUUAGACAAGGCCGACUACAAGUUGGCCAGAUCAGGGAUGGUGGAAGUCAUCCUGGGCACGGACAUGGUCCGCCACAACGAGGACAUCAAGGCCUUGUCGAUCGUGUAUGCCAUGCAUCAGGAGGUUUUCGAAGCAGCUGCAGAAGAUCCGAGCCAGCUGAGCCAGGCUUUGCAGGAGGAUACCAAGAGCCGCCUCAAGGUCUUAUCAUCUUUGCUUCACACUGCAGAUGUUUCCAAUCCGAUGAAGCCUUGGGCGAUCUGCGAGCCCUUGGCAGACCUGUGCUUGGAAGAGUUCUUCGCGCAGGGCGACAAAGAGAAGGAGCUUGGCAUCCCGGUGCAGAUGCUCAAUGACAGAGACAAGGUGAACCGGCCAAACUCCCAGGUUGGCUUCAUUGAGUUCGUGAUUGCACCGUUGGCAGAGCAAUUGGCGCUGAUAUUUCCCGCGCUGGCUUUCCUGCCGGCUAACCUCAGCGCGAACACGCAACACUGGGCUGAGAUUUGGAAGCAGACGUCGAGUGCAUCGGCGGAAGAGCUUGAGAAGUUUGACGCGCGGAUCUCCAAAGUCACUGGCCGCUUCAAAGCCUUCAACCAGAGGCGGGAGGUAAACACGAGGCAGUCCAUAUCGGCACAGAGCGAGGUCUCCACGUGA